This is a messenger RNA of Mus pahari (shrew mouse), 5205 nucleotides long. It is a transcript of the gene Spty2d1, whose product is annotated as SPT2 chromatin protein domain containing 1. Gene Ontology annotation, biological process: regulation of DNA-templated transcription; nucleosome assembly. Gene Ontology annotation, molecular function: DNA binding; histone binding. The coding region runs from base 291 to 2339 and encodes 682 amino acids. The record is from RefSeq and is a predicted model, not a curated record. Gene Ontology annotation, cellular component: nucleolus. NCBI's taxonomy places the organism in Eukaryota, Metazoa, Chordata, Mammalia, Rodentia, Muridae. The transcript is spliced from 6 exons.
GUUGCGCAAAUACUUGCUAGCGCUGCGGAGGCGCUGAGCGUGUGUGUGAGUGUGUGAGUGUGUGAGUGUGUGUGUGUGUGUGUACACACAUACACAUACAUCGUAUUCGGCUGCAGCGCGGGGGCGGUACACGGCAUUAGAAGGCGCCGGAAGUGUCGGUGUUGAGGGGCGGCGAGAGAAGGGCCACCACGGCCAGCCAGUCAGUAGCGCUCCAGCUCAGCGAGAGGCGAGACUCGCAUCCGCCGCGUCCCGAGUCCCCGGCCCAGCCGGGCUUUUCUCUCCGGCCGGACAUGGACUUCAGGGAAAUCCUCCUGAUCGCUUCCAAAGGACAAGGUGUCAACCACGUACCGAAAAGGUACAGUUUGGCGGUGGGGCCUCCGAAGAAAGACCCAAAAGUGAAAGGUGUCCAGUCAGCAGCCGUUCAAGCUUUCCUUAGGAGGAAAGAAGAGGAGCUUAGACAAAAAGCCUUGGAAGAGAAAAAAAGGAAAGAAGAACUAGUGAAAAAGCGAAUUGAGCUCAAACAUGACAAAAAAGCAAGAGCUAUGGCCAAGAGGACAAAGGACAAUUUUCAUGGUUACGAUGGGAUUCCUAUUGAGGAAAAGACAAAGAAGAAGCAGGUGGUGGAAAGCCACCUGAGCCAGGGGACUGAUCAGGAGUAUGAUGUGGAGGAGGAAGACUUCAUAGACUACAAUCAUGCCGAGCUGGACCAAGACUAUGAGGAGGAGCAAGAGCCUCCCAAGGUUGAAAGCAAACCAAAGGCCCCCCUUAAAAGUGCCCCAUCACCCAUGAACUUCACUGACUUACUGCGGUUAGCUGAGAAGAAGCAGUUUGAACCAGUGGAGAUCAAGGUAGUGAAGAAAGCAGAAGACCGGCCCCUGACUGCAGAGGAACUGAGGGAGCGAGAGUUUCUUGAACGAAAGCAUAGGAAAAAGAAACCUGAACCCGAUGCUAAACUACCUCCACCGGUGUUGAAAAGGGCACCCUCUCAUAAAGACAUCAUGGGUAUAAAGCCCAGCAGGGGUGCUGGGGACAGGCAGCUUGCUCCCAAAGGAGUGCCCCUUCCUCCUGCUGAGAAGAAAUUCAGACCCAGCACAGCCAGUGAGAAACAAGUAGCUUUGUCUUCACCCAAAUCCCUGCCAGGCGAGAGGCCCAAGGUAGGAGCUGGCAGCAGCGCCCAGCCCUCACUUCGGGAGGGUCACAACAGGCCUGUCUUCAGUGGGGCUGGAAAGUCCCACCCCAGCACCUGUUCACCAAGUGUCCCAAAGACUCCUGCUAGCGGGACUCAGAAAUCUGCUUCUGAGCACAAAGCCAAAAACCCUCUUCCUUCUCAUCCGAGCCAUUCCAAGCCUGGGCCCACGCUUCUCCCACACAGCAAAGCUAAGAGUCCAGGUGUCAGACAGCCAGGCAGCAACUCUGGCCCUACUCCUGGGCAGCCUAACCCAGGGACAGCUCGACCCACACUUAGUUCUGGCUCUGGGCCCAGGCGCCAGAAUGGCAGCUCCAUCUCAGGACCUGAGCAGUCUGUCAGUGGGAUCAGAAAGCUGGCCAGCAGUUCACAUCCCUCUGGACGAACACUCAAUGGCACAAAUGGUUCUGGACGACCUGCAAGCAGCUCAAGUGGCCCUGGGCGACCCAUCAGUGGGUCUGCUGGUUCCGGGAGACCUGUGGGCAGUUCUGGAGGCCCCAGGCAGCCUGUGAGCAGUCCACAUGACCUUCGACGACCAAUGAACAGUCUUAGCUCUCCUGGGCGGGCAGUCAGUGGUCCUGGGAGAUCCAUAAGUGGUUCCAUUCCAGCUGGACGAACUGUUAAUCCAGGCCCUGGAAGACCAGUGAGCAGCUCAGGACCUGGACGAGCAGUUAGUAACCCAGGCCUCCCCACAAAGCCCAGAUGCACUGUUGUCUCAGAAACAAUUUCUUCUAAGAAUAUUAUUAGUCGGUCAAGUAAUGGACAGAUAAAUGGAAUGAAACCUCUCCUCUCUGGCUACAGACCUGCUCCAGGUCCUCAGAGGCUUCCCUUCCCUACUGGCUACAAAAGGCCUCGAGAGUAUGAAGAUGAUGAUGAUGAUGAAUAUGACUCAGAAAUGGAUGAUUUCAUCGAAGAUGAAGGAGAACCUCAGGAAGAAAUAUCCAAGCACAUUCGAGAAAUCUUUGGCUAUGACCGCAAAAAAUAUAAAGAUGAAAGUGACUAUGCCUUACGUUACAUGGAGAGCAGUUGGAAGGAGCAGCAGAAGGAAGAAGCCAAGAGUUUAAGACUUGGUAUGCAAGAGGACUUAGAGGAAAUGAGGCGUGAAGAGGAGGAACUGAAACGUCGAAAGGCCAAAAAGCUGAAGCGACACUAGCUGCUGCUGCUGUGGAUUCUGGGAGGGACACUGCAAGGAUCGCCUGCCUUCAGACUGAGCAAGCCUCUUCCUGGCUUAGAUUCACACAUGGGCACGCAAGACGAAGGAAUACGUACUGUCGUUUGCAGGCUAUCAUUUGAGUGUACAGUGUUUUCAAAUAGUCCAGGGUGGAACCUAUAAUGGAGAUAAGAUGCUGGCCAUGUGCUCUGUGAAGUUAGCCAUUCACAGGUGCCGGCCUUGAUCCUGAUGAGCUAUGCACACUAAUGUGGGACCACUCACCAGUCAGCUGAUCAUUGUUCCUUUGCUACUUCAAAAGGAGAAAGAUUGAUGUGUGAGUAGGGUACCACCCAGAUCGCAGUCUGACUUGUCCUUAGGAAGGGCCUGGCCCUUCUGUGAAUGCUGCCAGCAAUAAAGUGACCUGUCCUAGUCUAUGUUUGAAUUGAAAACCCAGGAAAGAGUAGGCUUUAUAGAUAUUAUAUUAGUCUCAUCCUUGUGACUUUGACACAAAAUAGAAUGAAUUAUAUUGUAUUUAGCUUAUUUGUGGAUUGGAUGCUAAGCAUUCUUAAUUGAUCUUAGGUAAUAAAAGUUUUAAGUUAAAAUACAAAUUUUGCCAGAACAAGAAUGUUCUUUUCCAGUUUUCCUUUCAUGCUUUCUGUUAUGUUGAUUUUACAUGAAGUAGAUGAGAGGGCCUUUACUAUAUGGUGAUUGUUUUUUGUUUGUUUAAUUCCUUCUUAUAUUAAAGAAAGAUGGUUAUUCAGAUAUUAGAUAUUUGAAAGGGUAGUUUAAAAAUUAGCAAGCAACAUAUAUUUUGGCCCCUUCUGCUUUAUUCUCCCCCAUUACAAUGCUAUUGGGGACCCUAAGGUGCCCCUGUACCUCUUGAUGUUAAUAACAUUGCAUUUUUAGCUUAAGUUCCUUAGAAAAUGUUAAUGACCAAAAAGCCAAAUGUUUAGUGUAUCAGGAAUACCACCUUCUCUUUGUCCGCGUUGCACUUUUAUUUCUAACUAUGCACUGUGAAGAGAAUGUUUCCUGUUGGUGUGAAACCUUCUUAAGUUCUAUCCUGCUUAAAGCCAGACCUACAGAUUUAAUGCCAUUUCAACCUGGAGUCCAUCCAGGCUGAUGUAUGGUCUGGCUGGAAGGAAGCCAUGUCUCAAGGACAGUCAGCAACAGAAAAUGAAAUAACAUGCUAGAGACUAGUGUGGAGGGUUGGGAGCAGCCAGAAUUUGGAUUGUGGGACAAUCCACAAUGUAUCUGGCUUUCUUAAACUGUUAAGCCAUGAGGGGUGGGAAGCCGGAGAGGCUAUCCUACAAAGAAUUCUUACUUUUCAACAGGUCCAGACUUUAUGCAUUUGUCCAUGAUGUCUUCAUUCUUAAGCUUGAGUAUUAUGGGUAAUCAUGUUUUGCCUUCCUUUGUGGGACCAUUUAACCCAGUCCUUAAAACAAACUCGUUUUGAAUUGAGUUUCAAACUUUGAGAAAGUGCAAGGGUUUAAUUUGAGAGGGUAUGGAACACUUCUAACUCUAUGUAGGUCUUUAUACACUGGUAGCAAAAAGUCUAUUAACUUCCCUUUCCUUAGCCCAUGGUUAAUAUAAAGGGAGUAAUAUUCCACUUGAUAAGUAGGUUUGGAACAUUGUUAUUGCUAUCGCUUGUGUGCUUCCCCGCAUCUGUGGUUUUCAUAUUCAUACUCUGGAAUCUGUCAUUGCGGUCAGAGUUACUGGUGGCUGAAAGUUUACUGUACUCAAUUUCAGGGUGCAGCUGUUUGCACAGAAAGGCACCAUUGUGCUAGAUUAAAGUUUCAGAACUUGGUAGAGUGAGGUUGUAAUCUCUCAUGUAUGAAUGCACUUCUGUAACAGACAUGCAUCAACUUUUACAUAAGUACUCUUGUGUGGCUCAUUAAAAAAACACAGGAAAGAUUGUAAGUCCAAAUCAUGUCUUCCAUUUUGCUCUUCUGUAUUCCUUGACCACUUAGAAAAAGUUCACAAGCCUUUGAAGAAACAGCAGCAGGCUGUUACUGUUUUCAAGGUUUACAAAUUAAGUGCUUGACUUUUAAUGUAUUCUCUCUACUGUUUUGAUUUUCAGAUUUUGACUCAAUAUUUGAAGAUGUGCCUUUUAUUGGGUGAUGUUAAUUCUGGAAUGUAGUGAUGUUGUUUCACAAUUGUAAUGUUACAUGAUCAUGGGUGUGACAUUCUCUAACAGAUUAUGCGAUAAGAAAGUCAUUUUCAUGGAACUCAUGGCUCUGGUUGCACAGUCCCCUUGCUAAAGCAAAGGGCACUCUUUUAAGGCUACUUCAGAACUGGUCUUUGUAUUUUCUCUAAGCAAUGGAUGUAAUCGUGUCCAUUUAGAGGGUACAUGUCACAGGCAGCCCUACGUGUGUGCCAUGAGAAAGUUCAAAGACUAACAAAGUCUACAGGAACUCAAAAUUUCAUUUUUGUAAUGGUAACCCCCAAGAUUUUCUCCAAGAAAUAAAUUAUUUUGUAUUUUAUAACUUAAAAGCAGCUAGUAGUGCAUUUCCGAGCUAUAGCAGGAGACCAAAACGUUUGUCGAAAGAGAAGAAAUAUAUAAAGAGAAACUGGUUGUUUUAUUUUCAGUGUGCUGAUUAGACUAUUUAUUUUGUGAGUGAAUGUGGUGAAAUACAUAUUCAGGUGUUUACUGUGUGAUUAAGAGUAGAAUAUAGAUUUCUUUGGCAUUAUUAAAUCCAUGAUGUCUUUUACAUAAUGGACAAAUCAAGUAUGAAAGAAAAACACCUUGGCACAGCUCGGCUUGUCUCCUGGUGCUGCUGACCUGUAGAAGAGUUUACUUUUGCAUAUACAGGUGAAUGUUUUGCAAUUUAUGUAUACAAGAAAUUGUAGGCAUUAAAAUAUUUUAUUGAUA